AUGAGGAUCACCAAGACCCAACUUGCCGGUGUCGACAAGUACAAGUAUUCUGGAGUCGACAAGUCUAUCGUGUCGAAACAUAUUUUGGGUCCAUUUUGGACAUGGCUAGUGACCUUGUUCCCUACGAGUCUGGCACCAAACACGAUCACCUUUCUCGGGCUAUGCUUUGUAUUCGCCAAUGUGGGCACGUUGCUCAUCUUUGAUCCGACGUAUGAGGGUAAAGAACUUCCUCCUUGGGUCUAUCUCUCAUGGGCAUUUGGCUUAUUCGCUUAUCAGAGCAUGGACGCCAUCGAUGGGAAACAAGCUCGUCGAGUCGGUAUGGCCAGUGCUCUAGGCGAAAUGUUUGAUCACGGAUGUGAUGCCAUCAACACGACUCUUGAAGUGAUUCUUUGCGCGCACGCACUGGGUCUUGGAAGAUCAUGGUGGACCGUCGCUUCUCAAGCUGCCUCAUUGUGUAAUUUCUACGCGUCGACUUGGGAAGAAUAUCAUACGGGAACGCUUUACCUGUCUGCCUUUUCGGGCCCCGUUGAAGGAAUCUUGAUGAUCUGCGUCAUAUACCUCUUGACGGGAUUCCAUCCGCUCGGUCAAGAAUUGUGGAAUAGGCCGAUCUUUUCCCUUGUUCCUGGUGGUUUGGGCUUACAAGCAGCCAGAUGGUUCGACAAGACAGUCGGGGUUCGGGACUCGUUGCGUUUGGAGACGCUCCCCAUCAACGUCGCGUUCAUGUUGUUCGGAGGGCUGGGCACUGUGGGAAAUAUCAUUAACAGUUAUUGGAACGUCUUGAAGCUUCGACAGAAGACUGGUAAACCACUCUUCACUCCUCUUCUAGGGUACCUGCCCUUCCUCGCUCACUCUAUUAUCCUCAUCGCUUGGCUUCAGGCUGAGUUGAGAGGAGGUGUUCAGCUCGUCCACGAUGCGAGAUUAUUGCCUUUCUUGGGGUACUGGGGAUUGAGCUUUUCUUACCAAGUCUCGCAACUCAUCCUCGCGCACGUCACCAAAUCUCCGUUCCCUUACUGGAAUGGUAUGAUGGUCUACUCUCUGUUCGGCGCAGUGGAUGCCAACUCGCAAUGGCUCUUGGGACGUGAACCCCUGGUUCAAGCUUCACCCGUCGCUGCCAAUGUCUUUAUCUGCAUGUCCUUCAUCGUCGCACUGUUCAACUACGUGCGAUUCGCACGUGAAGUCAUCUGGCAAAUCUGUGAACACACCGGUAUCGCAUGCUUUACUGUCAGACACAAAGACGCAAAUGGCAAUUGGGUAGAGAAUGAUGAGCAGAAGAAGACAAACUGA
Kockovaella imperatae is the source of this 1284-nucleotide messenger RNA. Its product is annotated as CDP-alcohol phosphatidyltransferase-domain-containing protein. The record is from RefSeq and is a predicted model, not a curated record. Gene Ontology annotation, cellular component: membrane. Gene Ontology annotation, molecular function: phosphotransferase activity, for other substituted phosphate groups. NCBI's taxonomy places the organism in Eukaryota, Fungi, Basidiomycota, Tremellomycetes, Tremellales, Cuniculitremaceae. Gene Ontology annotation, biological process: phospholipid biosynthetic process. Bases 1 to 1284 code for a protein of 427 amino acids. The transcript is spliced from 8 exons.